AUGUGUAAAGUUAAUACUUUUGUAUUUUUUGAUAUCGAAACAACAGGUCUGCCAUGGCAAGAAAGAAACAGGACGAAAAUAACAGAGUUAAGUUUCGUAGCCGCAUUGAGGCAAGAUAUUUUGCUUACGAGUUGUGGGGAGAUACCACCUAUAAGUAAAUUGACGCUUGUUUUUAACCCUAUAAAAGCUAUACAUCCAGAAGCUGUUAAAAUGACUGGGCUUUCUAAUGACAUACUUAAAUUCUCUCCUACUUUUGAACGAAAAAUUGAUACAAUAAUUUCAUUUUUGCAAGAAUUGCCAAAACCAGUAUGUUUGGUAGCCCAUAAUGGUAAUUUGUUUGAUUUUAAAAUAUUGUUGACCGAAAUCAAUGAUGCCAAUGCAUCUCUUCCCAGUGACUUGCUGUGUGUUGACUCAUUAGUUGGUUUUAGAUUUAUUUCGAAGAAUAGAAAUACUCCCACUAGUAAGAAUGUUCAUGUUAUUCCCAUGACAUCAGUGCCACAGAAAACAGAAAUUUCUGCUGAUUUAAUGACAGAUGAUGAAGAUGAAUGGCCCGAUCUUAAUGUGAGUACAGAAGAUUGGCAAGAUAUAGAUGACAUUUGUAAUAAUCUAUCCGAUAUUUCAUGUGAAGAUAUCACAGAAGACCCAAUAAUAAAAGUUGAUAAAAAGAAAAGGAGUGAGGUUAUUCAAAAAGUUUUUAAAAAGGAAAAAAAGCCCAAUCCAAACCCAAAUCCCAAUGGAUAUUCACUUGAAGCACUUUAUAAGAAGUUUUUUAGAAAAGAUCCAAUCAAUUUACACAGAGCAGAAGGUGACUGUUUAAUGCUCCUUCAGUGUGUGGUAGCUGAUAAGGAAAAUUUUAUACCAUGGGCUGAUAAUGCAAGUUGUAAGAUUACAGAAAUAAAACCGCUUGUGCGUCGAUAA
Molecule: messenger RNA, 918 nt
Organism: Chilo suppressalis (striped riceborer)
Lineage: Eukaryota; Metazoa; Arthropoda; Insecta; Lepidoptera; Crambidae
Source: the annotation of a GenBank genome assembly